Molecule: messenger RNA, 1349 nt
Organism: Phacochoerus africanus (Common warthog)
Lineage: Eukaryota; Metazoa; Chordata; Mammalia; Artiodactyla; Suidae
Product: olfactory receptor 3A1-like
Exons: 1
Coding region: 47-1021 (324 amino acids)
Biological process (GO): G protein-coupled receptor signaling pathway
Cellular component (GO): membrane
Molecular function (GO): olfactory receptor activity; G protein-coupled receptor activity
Source: RefSeq, a predicted model, not a curated record
GGAAGACUGAUCCCUUCCACCAUGGGAUGUCUUCUUAUAGGGAUCCAUGGAGCCAGAAUCUGGGGCCAAUGGAACAGUCGUAACUGAGUUCAUCCUGCUGGGCUUGGUGGAGACACCAGGGCUGCGACCAGCUGUCUUUGUACUCUUCCUCUUUGCCUACCUGCUCACGGUCGGGGGCAACCUCAGCAUCCUGGCAGCCAUCCUGGUGGAGCCCAGACUCCACACCCCCAUGUACUUCUUCCUGGGGAACCUGUCGGUGCUGGACAUUGGGUGCAUCACUGUCACUGUUCCCUCAAUGCUGAGUCGUCUCUUGUCCCACAAGCACACAGUUCCCUACGCAGCCUGCCUCACACAGCUUUUCUUCUUCCAUCAGCUGGCUGGUGUAGAUUGCUUCCUAUUGACAGCCAUGGCCUAUGACCGAUUCUUGGCCAUCUGCCGACCCCUCACCUACAGCACCCACAUGAGCCAGAUGGUCCAGAGGAUAUUGGUGGCUGUGUCCUGGGCUUGUGCCUUCACCAAUGCACUGACCCACACUGUUGCCAUAUCCACCCUCAACUUCUGUGGCCCCAGUGUGAUCAAUCACUUCUACUGUGACCUCCCACAGCUCUUCCAGCUCUCCUGCUCCAGCACCCAGCUCAAUGAGCUGCUGCUCUUUGGUUUAGGUAUCCUCAUGGCAGGUGCACCUGUGAUUCUCAUUGUCACCUCCUACAUCCAUGUAGCAGCUGCUGUUCUACGAAUCCGCUCAGCAGAGGGCAGGAAGAAAGCCUUCUCCACGUGUGGCUCCCACCUCACUGUGGUGGGCAUCUUCUAUGGCACAGGUGUCUUCAGCUACAUGAGGCUGGGCUCAGUGGAGGCUUCAGACAAGGACAAGGGGAUUGGCAUCCUCAACACUGUCCUCAGCCCUAUGCUGAAUCCAAUCAUUUACAGCCUCCGGAACCCUGAUGUGCAGGGUGCUCUAUGGCGAGUACUCACGGGGAAGCGAGCCUUGCGUGAGAGGUGUCUCAGAAGGGUGGAACCAUAGCAAGUGUCCCUGUCUUUCCUCAACCUUGAGCAAGAUGACUUUUGUUAGGAAGUGAGACUCGUUCUCUUGAUAAUAGGUGUACAGGUUCUAUAGGCCAGAACCCUUGGCUAGUUGCCAUUUGGUCCUAGCUACUCUUCCCAUUCCAGGUGGAGUUGGAACCAGGACACUCUGUCUCCUGGAAGGUUCAUGGUCCUAUAGGAAGGACCCUUUGUUUUUUUCUACAGGGAUCCCAAAAAAUAUACCAGCAGAGAUUCUAUCCAGACUGGAAUAUGGAAAGUCACAGGCUGCUGCCAAGUAUUAGCACAUCCUAUUGUUAGCACAUGUCAUA